This is a messenger RNA of Loxodonta africana (African savanna elephant), 2057 nucleotides long. It is a transcript of the gene MICOS10, whose product is annotated as mitochondrial contact site and cristae organizing system subunit 10. Bases 836 to 1318 code for a protein of 160 amino acids. Lineage: Eukaryota; Metazoa; Chordata; Mammalia; Proboscidea; Elephantidae. The transcript has 5 exons. The record is from RefSeq and is a predicted model, not a curated record. Gene Ontology annotation, cellular component: mitochondrial inner membrane; MICOS complex; mitochondrion.
UAGGAUGGAGCAUAAAAAUGGGGAAGAAAGACUAAGAUCAAAGUCACCAGCAAGGAGGCUGAAUACAUGAAUAGGAAGUUGAGGUAGGCUCAGAUCUAGCGAGGUAAGUUGUCAGUGGCUGCAAUUACUCAAGGGAGCGAGUGAAAAGAGGACUGAUGGAACCCUGCGAACCAUCACUCUUUAAGAAAAUGGCAGAGAAAAAAACACCCCUGGAAGGAGGCCAAAAGAGAAGAGUCAGAGAGGAAAGAGAAUUCGGGGAGUGGUGUCAUAGGAGGCGAACAGAGGAGGAGGCAAGGAGGAUCAGAGGGAACAAUCGUGUAGAAUGCUGUACAGAUGUCAAAGAAGCGUCCACAGGAUUUGGCAAAGGUGACCUUUAGUGGCGCGGGCGAGAGUUCCACUGUAACAAACGAGUGAACGACAGAGUAAGCGAGCGACUGAGCGGAAAAAGUGAAGGCAAGUAAGUAAAUGAAUGAAUAAAUCAAGCGCUGUGCCUUCCUUGCCCGGUGAGAUUUUCAGGGCCAACGUCAGGAGAUAACGCGGAGGAAGAGUCUUCCCGACAGGGCUCUGGAUGCCGUGUAGGAAAUCUGUCAGCCUCGCUAACCUUACUUAGGGCGCCUCCAAGGUCAGGGUCACCUCGGGCCUCGGGUUAACCUGUCACCUCCAUGACCCGCUUGAAGAGCCGGAAGCGACGGCACGAGCUAGGUCAUCUCGCGAUAUUUGGCACGCCGGCGCCUGCUUUACGGACCUAGGCACAGAGGCCGGCUCUCGCGAGACUUUCCUGGAGUGGGAGCGCGGGGCCCGGCCGUAAGGAGAGCUGGAGCUGCUGGUGGGGAACAUGUCGGAGUCAGAGCUCGGCAGGAAGUGGGACCGGUGCUUGGCGGAUGCAGUCGUGAAGAUAGGUACUGGUUUUGGAUUAGGAGUAGUUUUCUCACUUACCUUCUUUAAAAGAAGAAUGUGGCCAUUAGCCUUUGGUUCUGGCAUGGGAUUGGGAAUGGCCUACUCCAACUGUCAGCAUGAUUUCCAGGCUCCAUAUCUUCUUCAUGGAAAAUAUGUCAGAAACUUGCUCAGAUCCUCUCAGCUGCCUCCAGACCAGUCUCUGCAUGCUGGAGAACUGGGAGCAGGUGAACCAUCUCUGCCCCGAAGCCAGGGUGAGGUAAUCCGAGGGACAGUGCAAGCAGAGGCGCAGCUGCAUGGCACCAAAGCCGACAACAGGCGGUUUCUGCCGCUCCCUGACUUCACUUCCUGGCACCGGGGAGCUGAACACUGGGGAGGACAGAUAGGGGCUGGGAGACGAGCUCCAGGUUUUUUAAUUGUUUAAAAGGUUUGCAUUGUUUCAAACUGAGUUGUCAUGGGUGAUGGCUUAGGGGUGAUGAUAUUCGUAUUAUGCAUAUUAUGUAUUUAACGUCGGGGAGUUACUGUGGAAAAUAUUGUUACACUUUUUACAGCCUUGCAUGUACCAUUCCAAAAUGACCUUGUAACUUUAUCUGAACUUGAGUCUGUGCCUCGAUAUUGUCAUGCUCUGCUCCCUGAGAAGCGGCGCAAAAUCCCAGCUUGGGGCUUGGCAGUCACGUUAUGGUAACUGCUUGUUGAGUGCUGAUAUGCCCUGAGGACCAUCCUAGGUGCUUUCUCUUUAUAUCCUUUCUCUCUAGACCUCCCAAUAGAUUCGUGAGAGAGGUGUUAUUAUCCCUGUUCAGCAGUGGGAAACGGAGUCUGACUGAGGUUAAGACACUUGCCAGGGAUCGCAUAAUUAGCAGGCUGUUUGAUUCCAGAAUCGUGCUCUUUUCACUCAUCUGUGCUCCCUUCGAUGGGUUUUAGAAAUGCCGUUAUCCAGGCACCCAUUGCUUAGCCCUGUUCUGCUUUCCCAUUCUUCUCCUCUAAGACUGGGGAGCCAGUCUUUUAUGAACCUGGGUGGAUACACAAGGCUGUGUCGUUAGGCAGCUUUAAAGCAGACAGCAUGGUGUGGUUUGAGCCCCCCUGGUCCCUAGAGUCUGACUGGAAGCAACAAGUUAGAGAGGGUUGUCAACGUGUUUUCUGCACAACUCUAACCUGAGUGUCCU